AUGGGUGUUCCCAAGUUCUUCAGAUGGCUCUCAGAGCGCUAUCCAGCUAUCUCGCAAGUCAUUGCCGAGAAUCGAAUUCCAGAAUUCGACUGCCUCUAUCUUGACAUGAAUGGAAUUAUCCACAACUGUACACACAAAGAUGCGGGCGAAGAUGCUACUUUCCGACUCAGCGAAGAGGAGAUGUUUAUUCGCAUAUUCAACUACAUUGAGCAUUUGUUCGGCAAGAUUAAGCCUAAGAAGCUUUUCUUCAUGGCAAUUGAUGGAGUAGCCCCUCGUGCGAAGAUGAACCAGCAACGUGCCAGGCGUUUCCGAACUGCCUUGGAUGCUGAAAAGGCUCGCGAGAAAGCGAUCCAAGAUGGAAUAGAGCUCCCAAAAGAAGAGCCCUUCGACAGCAACUGCAUUACACCAGGUACUGAAUUCAUGGCCAAGCUCUCCCAACAACUCCGAUACUUUGUAAACAAAAAGGUCUCAGAAGACACCGACUGGCAAGGAUGCGACAUUGUCCUAUCCGGGCAUGAGGUUCCAGGUGAAGGAGAGCACAAGAUUAUGGAGUACAUCCGAAAUGCAAAGGCACAGCCAAACUACGAUCCAAACGUUCGGCACUGUCUUUACGGCCUCGAUGCCGAUCUAAUCAUGCUGGGACUUCUCAGCCACGAUCCUCACUUCUGCCUGCUGCGUGAAGAAGUUACAUUUGGACGGGCAUCCAAGACGAAGUCAAAGGAACUAGAACAUCAAAAUUUCUAUCUGCUCCACCUCUGUAUUGUGAGGGAAUACCUGGAAAUGGAAUUCCAGGAGCUUCAGAAUAAAGAUGUUUUGGGUUUUCCAUUUGAUCUCGAAAGAGUCAUUGAUGAUUUCAUCUUGAUGGCAUUCUUUGUUGGAAACGACUUCUUGCCCAAUCUUCCUGGCCUGCAUAUCAACGAGGGCGCUCUGGCAAAAAUGUUCAGAAUAUAUAAAUCUGUGCUGCCACAGUGUGAAGGUUAUAUCAACGAGAAUGGUGUUAUCAACAUGCCUCGUUUGCAACGCCUGCUCGACGAACUCAGCAAGACUGAGUUGGACCACUUUGAAUAUGAAGUUUCUGAUCAGAAAUGGUUUGCAGCCAAGCAAAUGGAGAAGAAGCUCGAAGAGAGAAAUGGGGCCAAACCCAGGUCUCAAAAGAACAACCAAUUAAUCAUUACGUCGUUCCAAAGGGAUUUGUGGAAGCAAAAGAUUCGCCCUUUCAUCUCAAACAGAUCCCAACAGCCGCUGGAUUUGGGGUCGGACCUCAAGGCAGAGGAUCGAAAAUUCGUCCAAGAUCUUGCCGACUCCAUGCAUUUACAAUGGUCUACUGAAGAAGACGAGGAGGGUAACCGUCGCCUUAAAAUCGCAUUCCCCCCUAAGAAGGAGAGCGAUGAUGACGACGAUGAUGACGAGGAGGGCAACCUCGCUGCCUACCGUGUCAUGAAAUCCUACGAUAAGGCAACUGUUGUCGAUGUCACGCCAGAAGAUGCGCAAAAGCAAUAUGAUGAAUUGUACCAGCAGAAAUAUCAGGGCUGGAAGACCAAGUAUUAUCUACAAAAGUUCGAGGAGUGGCCUCAAGACAAGUAUGAAGAAGAGCAAAAGCAGCUAUGCGAGAACUAUGUACAGGGUCUACAGUGGGUGCUGUAUUACUACUACAAGGGAAUUGCGUCGUGGCCGUGGUUUUACGCAUAUCACUAUGCACCACUUACGUCGGAUGUUACCAAGGGUCUUGGUGCCGACCUGAACUUCAAGAAAGGCCAACCUUUCAAGCCAUACGAGCAGCUCAUGGGUGUGUUGCCAGAUCGAAGCAAGAAAAUCGUGCCGACGGUCUAUCACGAUCUGAUGACUAACCCAAAUUCCCCCAUCAUCGAUUUCUAUCCGAGAGAUUUUGAACUGGACAUGAACGGCAAGAAAAUGGAAUGGGAAGCGGUGGUCAAGAUUCCUUUCAUUGAAGAGACACGUCUCCUCACUGCCAUGAGGCCUAAGAAUGAGCUUUUAAGCGACGACGAAAAGGCACGAAACGGCUUUGGAGUUGCCAUCAAGUUCACCUACUCCCCAGAAGUGAAUUUCGUCUAUCCUUCUCCCCUGCCUGGAAUCUUCCCGGAGAUCCAAUAUUGCCGUUGCAUUGAGAACAUAUUCGACCUACCCAAUGUUGAGGGGCUUGAGUACGUCUCAGGGCUGACCAACGGAGCCUUGGUAAACAUCAAGGCCCUUGCUGGGUUCCCGACAAUGCAUACGCUACCAUACUCAGCACAGCUGGUGGAGGGAGCUGGAGUCAAUGUUUUCCAGCAGGACAGCAGGAAUCCAAGCGUCAUUGUCACUCUUACCGAUACGGAGAUGCGCACAAAGGUCGGAACUUGGAAAGAGAAAUUGGGAAAGCGCUGCUUCGUCGGCUAUCCAUUCCUUCAGGAAGCCAAGGUUAUCAAGGUUCAAGAUGAACUCUUUACCUACGAGUUGGCUGAGAAUGAACAAGAUGUCAUCACAAAGGAUCACAGUAAUAGAGAUGCUGCUGAUUAUGCAAAGGAGGCAGAGUUCUUGGAGAACUGGCAUGCCAAGCGUCUAGGCAUCACAGUUGGUCAGGUUGAAUGCCUAGUCCACGUCCACAUGCUCAAAGGCCUCAUCAGAACAGAAGAGGGUGCUCUGAUCAAGGAAUAUGCCGAAAACCCUAGCCUGCGCAAGGUAUAUGCAUCGCAGACUAUCGUGGAGGAGGUAGUCAACGAGGACGAACGCUUCAUUGAAAGGCCAGCCCUCCCCAUCGAAGAAGAGUUUCCGCAAGGCACAAGAGCUUUCUUCCUGGGCGAGUUCGCUUAUGGCCGCCCAUUGGAAGUGACGGGACACGUGAAUGGAAAAGCAAAUAUUGUCGUGUCCGUUCCUAAGAACAAAGAGCCAGAGAUCACCAAGCAGAUGAUCUUCCAAGCGGAGCGCAACAACCCAUACACGCCUUCAUACGCAAUUGCCAAAAAACUAGGCAUUCAUCCCCUCAUACUUAGCAAGAUAACAUCAUCUUUCCAAGUUAUCAGUUCCGCAGGAUUGAAACUCAAUCUGGGUCUCAACCUGAAGUUUGAAGGCCGAAAACUCAAGGUGUUAGGGUUCUCACGCAAGUCAGAGACGGGGUGGGAAUUCUCUAACCAGGCUGUGAAACUGAUUGCCGACUACAUGGUGGCCUUCCCCGACUUCUUCGCGGCGAUCCAAAGGGAGCCGCAGAAGAGCGAGACUUAUGAAACCGACCUGUGGAACGAUCCCAGCGUCGCAAACCAGAGGAUUAAAGACAUAGUGGCAUGGCUGAAGAAGCAAGAAACUAGCAAGUUUGAGCGAGUUCCGCUGGAUGCUGAGCAACUGGACUCAGAGGCUGUCAUGGCCUUGGCCAAAGCCGGAGAGCAGCUGCACCAGGCGAGUCUAGAAGCGACUGCCAAGACUCUCAACUCUGUGCCUCGUACAGCCUUGCUGAAACCAGCGGACGCGGAAAUGGUAUUGGUAGCUGGUAUUUCUCGCACCGCGACUGCUGUUCUCUUGGAUGUCGUCUGGGAUGUCCCCUUCAUGAGCGGCACAACCCUUGGCGAGAGAGCCCCAAUGUUCCGUGGGCAGACCGUGUCAUCAUCUACCGUGCUGAACACUACAAACUGGCAGGUCGUCUCUGCCUCAUCCAAGUCCCGGCAACGACGCAAUGUUCCAGCAACCGGGUCCACCGGAUCGUACGGCUCGGUCGGUGUAACACAGUACAAGGACGCUCCUGCGCCUCCCGCUUUACGCGGCGGAUGGCGUGGAGCUGCCACGGGCGAGUCUGGCCGUGGACAGAGCAGCCCCAAUCGCGGCGCACGUGGAGGCUCACAAGGGGGACCCCCAGGAGGCGAUGACGCGAACAAAGCUCAAAAUGGCAAUCAUGUAAAUGGGAGAGGCGGCAAUGGCGGUGGCCGAGGUCAAGGGCGUGGUCGAGGCAAUGGCGGCAACAGAGGCUCGGCUGCUCCACAAGCUGGAGGACGAGAUUACUCCAACGUCCCGCCUCCGGCCAACCUUGAGGCAUCGCGAGGUGGACGAGGCCGUGGCCGAGGAGGAAGGGGACGUGGCGGGGGUAACCCCAAUCGCGGCCGUGGGGGGGCUAUAGCGCACCAGGCUUAG
Molecule: messenger RNA, 4113 nt
Organism: Trichoderma breve
Lineage: Eukaryota; Fungi; Ascomycota; Sordariomycetes; Hypocreales; Hypocreaceae
Exons: 7
Coding region: 1-4113 (1370 amino acids)
Biological process (GO): rRNA catabolic process; nuclear-transcribed mRNA catabolic process
Cellular component (GO): nucleus
Molecular function (GO): 5'-3' RNA exonuclease activity; RNA binding
Source: RefSeq, a predicted model, not a curated record